GAAUUCGAUCGCUAGCAACUGGCUGCUAUAACAUCUUGAGAGAAAAUUUCCUCUUCCUGUUCGUUGAAUUGGUACAGAUUUCACCGAGCUUAUUGCAGAAUACGACACCCUUAAAGCUAGAACUAUUGAAUUUAUUUCGUUUGAUCUUCUUGUUCUAGUAUCUGAAUGAAGUAACCUUUUCGAAUGCAGCAGCGGGAAUUAGAGUACCAUUCGACAGUUCGUAGAAAUAUUUAGAAUGAGGCUUUAACAGAGACCAGCUCGUAGUCGACGAGAAAUUAAGAACUGUGACCAUGGCAUGCUCAUGUGCAUCUGCAUGUUCCCACCAAACACAUUCUCUACAAAACAUGCUGGGCUCAUCACCAGCAGUCUCUGUGUCUGAAGUUUCCGUUCUUGACAAAAUUGAAAUAGAGAGACCAUUGACCAGGGAAGCUAGAAACAUGGGUAUUGACCCACCUCCAGCUCAAGAGAAGACGGUUAUUGAAUUGAACCUUAUACGUGAAAUAAGCGAUGAGUUUGGGUCUUGUUGGAGAGAGCUGGGACGAUUUCUGCUUAAAAAGGAGUGUUCAGUUGAGAACAUAGCUGCUGAUUAUAACAAAGUCAGUGAAAAAGCCUAUCAAGUUCUUCUCCUGUGGAGGCGAGAACAAGGAUGUAAUGCAACCAUCAUGAGACUAUUUAGCGCACUCUUGAACAUCGGAAAAGACAAUGUUGCACAGAGGCUGCUGGCUUACCUACCAUCAGACUUGGCUAAGAGAUUGUCAGAGAAGAUGCUAGGGUUUGUCAAGUCUUCAAGAAAUAUCAAAUGUGCAACUUGGCCCAGCAUUACUCUGAACAUUCCUGAGCCGCUGAGAGAUUUGAAAGUAAAUCAAGAAAUGAAGUGCAAUGAUAUCAGCCAGAUUUAUUUGUGCCAGAGCUGCAACUCUAAGCGGAAAUACCUUCUUUGUCAAGAAACCUCACCUGAUGGCACUUGCUAUUGGGCUGCAAGAGAGAGUAUUAGUAUUACGGAGCUCUAUCGCAGUAAGAAAAACCUGAGAAAACUUGAUGUACUUCUAAAAGACCUGAAGCUUAUGCAAGAAACCAUCGCAACCCUGAUUGAUGUCAUAGGAACUUUACGAGGACACCUUAAAAAUCGUGAUAUCAGUUUUUGUCCAGACACCUUCAACUGCUCUGAAUGCGAGAAAACACAAAUUAAACAAGACCUUAUUCUGAAAGAGCUCGAACUUUUGAACUAUGAACUUGUAAAGAUGCAGGGGGCUGAACAGAAAGUGCCUAUCUCAGGAAUUCCUACAGAAAGAAUUUAUAACCUUGCUGAGCGAGCUUAUAAUGUCUGUGAGGAACACAAAAAGAUGCACGAGAAGAGGAAGGAGUUGAGGAGACGGUACAGCCACGCAGUGCUGGAUACCGUGGAAGAGAAGGAAGAGGGAAAGGGCUUGUCGACCAAGAAGACGCUAGCUAGACGCUGUAGUCAGGAAGUGUUGGACGCCUCUGACACCGAGUCUGAAGAUGAUCUUACAAAGGAUAUAGAAGGACCCUUAAAGUGCAUUCUCAAUGUGCUGCUUAAAUUUGGAAGAAGACGCUCGGUUACGCAGUCCAUGAAACAACGAAAACAGAAGAAAACCAAGAAAGUACAGCGUAACGAAUCGGAUAAGUCGCAGUCGCGUUGGUAUGUCCCCUCCAUCCGGGACAACUAUCUGGAGGCAGUGGAGGCCCAGUCCCUUCUCACAACCUGGCCGCCGCGGGAAGAAUGGAGACUACCUGAAUUAGAGAGGUUGAACAGUGUGAGCCAUCCAAGCAGUGAUCCGUCCGCACCACAGGUUUCCCGUAAAUCUGGAAUAGAAACCACCAAGAUAGAUCAGCUGCCAGGAAAUGCUUCCUUCAGAAACCACGCCCGCUCUAGUACCUUUCCGUCUCGCCUUUGUACACAGAGCUCCUCACCCCCCCUGCAGUUACUCGAUGACCCGGGUGACAAAUGGGGCUCUUUUGGAAGCAUUCGGGAGAUUCCGGGAGAAGCAAGUCCUGUCGGAGCGCAAAGUCUCCCGUCCGUUCAUCGCGAUUUUUCACAAGCUGGACGUGACGAGCGUGACAGAUGUCACUCGUUGCGUGACCACGACGAGCGUGACAGAUAUCACUCGUUGCGUGACCAGGACAAGCGUGACAUAUGUCACUCGUUGCGUGACCGCGACGAGCGUGACAGAUGUCACUCGUUGUCUCUUGAUAGCGAGUUGACAGAUAGCGGUGACGUCACGCCCAGUUUACGUAGCGCUUACAGUGAAGAGACACUGGAUAGGGACUUCAGACUCCUGGCCGAGCCAUGCCGCUCUACCCACGGGACUAGGGCGAGAUCACCGCAGGACAACCUACGGUGGAAUCAGGAUAUCGACUUAUCGGAUAUCAUUUGUGUGUGAUCCUAACGCCUCUGGCCCGUCACUCCUCGGCAGAUAGUUUAAGGCGCCAGCAAUCUCGAGACUCCGCUGAGCACCACGUUUAAAUUUUUCGACAUAUUAGUCUUUUAAAUUCUUAGAUGAAAAAUCCAUCAAAUGCAUGCUUUUUAACCUCUAUUAGUAUAAAUACUGUAGAAACUUGUAAUUAUAUUACAUGAGCCAUUCUUUUAAUAUUUUUUAUAUUUUUAUUUAGCAAAUUGAUUAUUUGCAGUAACCGGGGAUGAGGAAGUAUUUUAGAAAGAGAACUUUAUUGCGUGAUCAUUUUAGUGACCCCUAUACUGUAAUACCAAGGUCAAUCUUGAUUGAGUUUGAGAUUGAGCGAGUUUCAAAUUAUUUUAAACGAUUAAAAUUGUGGCUUUUUAUUAGAGAUGCGUCACCUUGAGAAUGGUAGACGUUUUUAUGUACCUACUUUUAUGUGUCUAAUUUUUGCUGCUGCUGUCAUGUACAAUAAAUAUCCAUUUUAUUGUU
This is a messenger RNA of Nematostella vectensis (starlet sea anemone), 2906 nucleotides long. RefSeq lists its product as uncharacterized. Lineage: Eukaryota; Metazoa; Cnidaria; Anthozoa; Actiniaria; Edwardsiidae. Bases 291 to 2402 code for a protein of 703 amino acids. Gene Ontology annotation, molecular function: protein binding. Gene Ontology annotation, biological process: signal transduction. The record is from RefSeq and is a predicted model, not a curated record. The transcript is spliced from 9 exons.